This is a messenger RNA of Pistacia vera, 1826 nucleotides long. Its product is annotated as cytochrome P450 710A1-like. Gene Ontology annotation, molecular function: monooxygenase activity; heme binding; iron ion binding. Lineage: Eukaryota; Viridiplantae; Streptophyta; Magnoliopsida; Sapindales; Anacardiaceae. The record is from RefSeq and is a predicted model, not a curated record. Gene Ontology annotation, biological process: sterol metabolic process. Bases 100 to 1635 code for a protein of 511 amino acids. The transcript has a single exon.
CCUAUAUAUAUUUCUCUUCAACUUACCUAACCACAAGCCACACUCCUCUUCUCUCUUUCUCUCUCUCUCUCUCUCUCUCGCCCUCACGAUAACGUUAACAUGGAUUUUCUCUUACUCUUAUCUUCUCUCACUACUCGAACCCUAACCCAAUACUUCUCCUCCUUCCUUGCCCUUUUAUUUUUGAUUCAUCAGAUUACUUACUGGAUUAAGAAAGGCCGCGCUCCAGGGCCUGUGUUUGUGUUGCCUUUUAUUGGUAACGCUAUCCCAUUGGUUCGUAAUCCUACCAAAUUCUGGGAAGAGCAAGCUGUUAUUUCCAAACCUCUUGGCUUCUCUGCCAAUUAUCUUAUUGGUAACUUCAUGGUCUUCAUUCGUAACACUGAACUGUCUCAUCGUAUUUUCUCAAAUGUCCGUCCUGACGCUUUCAUGUUGGUGGGUCAUCCCUUUGGAAAAAAACUCUUUGGUGAACAUAAUCUGAUCUAUAUGUUUGGACAAGACCAUAAAGAUCUACGUGGUCGUAUUGCUCCUAAUUUCACCGUUAGAGCUCUCUCUACCUACACCUCGUUGCAGCAGAUUAUUAUUCUUAAACACUUGAAAAAAUGGGUUAAAUUAUCGAACUCGGAUGUGUCGCAGAAGCUCAUCACUCUCCGUCUACUUGUUCGUGAUAUGAAUCUUGAGACGUCUCAAACGGUUAUCGUCGGACCUUAUUUGAAUGAAGAAGCCAGACGCAAAUUCAACUACGAUUACAACCUUUUCAACGUCGGAACGAUGAAAUUCCCCGUGGAUCUUCCGGGUUUCGCGUUUCGAAACGCCAGGCUGGCGGUUCAGCGAUUAGUGGACACUUUGACUGUGUGUACUCGACAGAGCAAAGCAAGAAUGGCAAAAGGCGAAGAGCCAUCGUGUUUGAUUGAUUUUUGGAUGCAAGAACACAUCAAAGAGCUGGCCGCCGCAAAGGCCGCCGGUAAACCACCGCCACCGCACUCCGGAGACCACGAAAUCGCCGGCCACCUCUUUGACUUCCUCUUCGCGGCUCAAGACGCGUCAACUUCGUCACUUUUGUGGGCCGUUUCACUUCUCGACUCGCACCCCGAAGUCUUAAGCAAAGUUCGUAAUGAAGUUCUUAACUUUUGGUCACCUGAAUCGGACGAAAUGAUAACGGCCGAUCAGGUGAGAGAGAUGAAGUACACGCAAGCUGUGGCGCGUGAGGUUCUAAGGUAUAGAGCACCGGCCACAUUGGUUCCACACAUUGCUGUCAAAGACUUCCCGUUGACUGAUUCGUACACCAUCCCGAAGGGGACAAUUGUUUUCCCUUCCGUAUAUGAAUCUUCCUUCCAGGGAUUUACUGAACCGGACCGGUUCGACCCAGACCGGUUCAGUGAGGAGAGACGGGAGGAUCAGGUAUAUAAGAGGAACUUUUUGGUGUUCGGAGCCGGGGCUCAUCAAUGUGUGGGCCAGAGGUAUGCGUUGAAUCAUUUGGUGCUUUUCAUCGCGAUGUUUGCCACGUUGAUUGAUUUCAAAAGACUCAGAACCGACGGUUGCGAUGAGAUAGUGUACAAUCCGACGAUUAGUCCCAAGGACGGGUGUAAGGUUUAUCUGUUUAGGCGUUGCUCACGUUAUCCCAACCUCUCGUUCGACUGACGAAAUCACCCUUAAAAUAAGUAUUUUGGUUGGAAAGGUCGGUACGGUAUUUGGAAUUGUUUAGCACGGUGAUCGAGGGUCAAUUGGUCUUUUUCUUUUUUUUUUUUUUGGUUGAUGUAUCUAAAUUUUUUUCUGUGGGUGUGCAUAGAUUUUGAGAGACGGUUUAAAAAGAAAAAUCGGUUUGUCAGUUG